This is a messenger RNA of Closterium sp. NIES-65, 1050 nucleotides long. The record is from the annotation of a GenBank genome assembly. NCBI's taxonomy places the organism in Eukaryota, Viridiplantae, Streptophyta, Zygnematophyceae, Desmidiales, Closteriaceae.
AUGGUCGGCGGUUCGGGCGGUUCGAGCGACCAGCGGAAGAUCAGAAGCUUAGAUCCGUCUGACGAUGAAAGCGACAUUCACGAAAGCCGUCACGAGCUCCAUCGCAACAGCCACGAGAGCCGCUCCGAGAUAUGGCGGAAUCACGAGAGGACGAUCGACGUGGGAGGCGGGGAAGUGGCGGACGUGCGGCGAGCGCCGGAAGAGGACGCGGCGGGCGUGUUUGCGGGGGAGCAGGGGAGCGCGGGAGGCGGAAGGUGGGGGGAAGCAGGCGGGGAUGCAGCGCGGCGGUCAGCGCUGCUGGAGCAGAUGCUGUCCGCCAAUCUGCGCCUCUCCGCCUUCGCGCAGGGCUCCGACCCAGCUCCUGAACCCCCCCCGGAACCGUCCGUUUCUCCCCCCAGUCCCCCCUCACCUUCGCCUUCCCCCCCGCCAGCCGCGCCAAACACGUCAUCCCCGCCGUCCACUCCAUCGUCGUCCCCCACUUUGUCAACGGGAGCCAUCAUUGGCAUUGCUGCGGGCGGCAUCGCUCUCCUCGGCGCCACCAUCGCAGCCAUCCUCAUUAUCUUCCUGUGCGCUAUAAGGAAACAACGCAAAGGUGAGGUAGAGAGACCUGGGUCGGCCCAGGUGAGCCCAAGAGACAAUGGGUGGGGCCAGGUGAGACGGAGAGACCUGGGUGGGGCCAGAUUCUUGACUCUCUCCCAGCGGCUUGCGAUCCUGAUAGGGGUGGCGCACGGGCUGGAGUAUCUGCACAGCUUUGGCAUCGUGCACCGCGACAUCAAGCUCGCCAACAUCCUGCUGGACCGCCACAUGCACGCCAAGGUCGCCGACUUUGGCCUCGUGCGCAUGGGCGAGGGCACCUCCGUCGGCACCACCCGCAUCCUCGGCACUCCCGGCUAUGUCGACCCCGCAUAUUCCCGCACCCGCAGGGCGACAACGGCGACCGAUGUAUACAGCUUUGGCAUUGUGAUCCUGGAGGUCAUGACUGGGCAGCGGGCAAUGAUGGGCAAGGGAGAGCACCAAGUCAGCAUCAAGGACUGGGUGAGUGCUCGAUAG